Hibiscus syriacus is the source of this 953-nucleotide messenger RNA. RefSeq names its product allene oxide cyclase, chloroplastic-like. Gene Ontology annotation, biological process: jasmonic acid biosynthetic process. The record is from RefSeq and is a predicted model, not a curated record. Bases 60 to 818 code for a protein of 252 amino acids. The transcript has 3 exons. Gene Ontology annotation, molecular function: allene-oxide cyclase activity. Lineage: Eukaryota; Viridiplantae; Streptophyta; Magnoliopsida; Malvales; Malvaceae.
AUCAAAUUCCUCCACUUUCCUUCUCCCCAAACACGGUAAAGUCGGAGUUUCAAGAACCAAUGGCUGCCUCGAGAUCUGCUCUGAGCUCUGCCAUUUCUUCUGGGAUAAUAGGGAAACCCCGAUCAACUUCGACCAUCAACUCCUUGCUGCCUGCUUCAUCCAUCAAACUCAUCAAAUACCCAUCUCUAACUCAGAGUCACAAGCUUUUGGCAUCGAACUGCAGUACUUUCUCGGCUCCCAAACAGGCUUUCACUUGCAAAACCCAAGCCUUUUCAUCUGUUAGCUCAACUGCCGAGAAAGUUCAAGAAAUGCAUAUUUAUGAGUUGAACGAGAGAGAUCGUGGGAGUCCAGCUUAUCUUCGUUUAAGCCAGAAAUCUGUCAACUCACUUGGCGAUCUUGUCCCUUUCAGCAACAAAAUUUACAGGGGAGACUUGGAGAAACGGAUCGGAAUAACGGCGGGGAUAUGCAUUUUAAUCGAGAACAAACCGGAGAUGAAAGGUGACCGGUACGAGGCCAUAUUCAGCUUCUACUUCGGAAGCUACGGUCACAUAGCUGUGCAGGGACCGUACUUGACAUACGAGGACACGUAUCUGGCUAUUACUGGCGGGUCAGGCAUCUUUGAAGGUGUCACCGGUCAGGUUAAGCUUCGCCAAAUCGUUUUCCCCUUCAAGAUUUUCUACACCUUUUACUUGAAGGGAAUCGGUGAACUCCCGGCCGAGCUGCUUUGCGAGCCGGUUGAGCCACACCCCGGUGUUGAAGCCGUUCCAUCCGCUAAAGCUUGUGAGCCACAAGCCACCGUGGCAAAUUUCACCAAUUAAAAUGUUUAAUAAUUUUAAUAAAUUAAAGUGAUGUCGUUUUUGAACUUUAUGUUUUAGUGGCAUGAAUUUUGGCUUUUAGCCAUUGGAGUGGACUUGUAAUAGAAUCCCAGCAAAUUGAGAUCCUAGAUUUUCACU